GUUCGCUCGACCCUAUUACGUCUCGACACGGAUUCGAAAUUUUGUAGUGCCUUAGGGGUGGGGCUUGCACAAAAAAUAAGAGUUCAGUUUUUCUCUAUUCAAGUUAUCCGAUAUGAAACUAUUACAGCGGUCUUUUAGAACCCACUCGCGUUUAUAGCGAGAGAAUGGCAUCACGUAGAAACGGCUGUUAACUUUCAUUUUGUUUAAAAUUUACAAGCAGCCACUUUGCAAACUUGGGCUGCACUGGGGUUGAGCCGAGCGGGGGUGACUUGGAUCGUCUUCAAAACACGCAGGCACAGAAAAACUGGAUGAAGUGAAAAUUGCUGUACGCAGAGAAGUCGCUUUUGAGGGAGGCGUCACAUUUUCCGGUUGUGCCACGCCGCCUUUCACAUCGUCUGGGUGACGUCGGGCCUAAGCCGGACAGCUAAAGCGUUCCGUCGGCGGCAGAGAUUGGAGGAGUACACCAUGGUCCGAGUGGCCCUGGUAACGGCUACCAGCCUGGUCCUCACUGGGGCCGUGGUUGCACACGCCUACUACCUGAAACACCAGUUUUAUCCCACUGUUGUCUACCUCACCAAGAGCAGCCCCAGUAUGGCGGUACUGUACAUCCAGGCAUUUGUGCUUGUGUUUCUGCUGGGGAAAUUCAUGCGUAAAGUCUUCUUCGGACAGCUACGAGCCGCUGAGAUGGAGCAUCUGAUCGAGCGCUCCUGGUACGCCGUCACGGAGACCUGCCUGGCCUUCACGGUGUUCCGCGACGACUUCUCGCCACGCUUCGUGGCGCUCUUCACCCUGCUGCUCUUCCUGAAGUGCUUCCAUUGGCUGGCUGAGGACAGGGUGGACUUUAUGGAGAGGAGUCCAAAUAUCUCCUGGAUCUUUCAUUUCAGAGUACUCUCCCUAAUGGCGCUGCUUGGCAUCUUGGACUUCAUGUUUGUUAACCACGCCUGUCACAGCAUCAUCACGCGUGGCGCCUCAGUCCAGUUGGUCUUUGGCUUCGAGUAUGCCAUUCUGCUUACGAUGGUCUUGACCACCUUCAUCAAGUACACACUGCACACCAUCGACCUUCAAAGCGAAAAUCCCUGGGACAACAAGGCAGUCUAUAUGCUCUACACGGAGCUCUUCACCGGUUUCAUCAAGGUGCUGCUGUACAUGGCCUUCAUGACCAUUAUGAUCAAGGUGCAUACCUUCCCCCUCUUCGCCAUCCGUCCCAUGUACUUGGCCAUGAGGCAGUUUAAGAAGGCUGUAACUGACGCCAUCAUGUCUCGGCGAGCCAUCCGUAACAUGAACACACUGUACCCUGAUGCCACGCCAGAGGAUCUACAGACCACUGAUAACGUGUGCAUCAUCUGCCGGGAAGAGAUGGUAACGGGGGCCAAGAAGCUGCCCUGUAAUCACAUCUUCCACUCCAGCUGCCUUCGCUCAUGGUUCCAGAGACAGCAGACCUGCCCCACCUGUCGCAUGGACGUGCUCCGUGCAUCUCUGCCCAAUCAGGCGCCGACCCAGCCUCCUGCCCCUCCUGCUGCCCCGCCCCCACCGGCUGACCAGCCAGUCCCACCACCAGUGCCUCCCGGAAUGGUGCCCCCCUUCCCUCCUGGCCUCUUCCCCUUCUGGGGCCCCUUUCCCGGCGCAGUGCCCCCAGGGGUGGCUCCUGUGCCCCCGACGCAGACAGACUCCCCCCAGCCAGGGUCCGAGGUGUCCCAGGGAGCCCAGGCCGCUGGCAGCAGUCAGUCCAGCCAACCUGGCCCUGAUGGGGUCCCUCCCGCCCCCGGAGCUGCUAUCCCAGGAUUCCCGUUUUCCUUCCCACCACCGCUGCCCUCUGCCCCCUGGCUGGCCAUGCCCCCACCCCCACCUUUCGUGUCGUCCAUGCCACCCCCUCCAGCCUCGCUGUCCAGCCUGUCUGAAGCGGAGCUGCAGGAGCUGGAGCAGGAGGGCCGGCGCGGUCUGGAGGCCCGUCUCCAGUGCCUGCAGAACAUCCACACGCUGCUGGAUGCCGCCAUGCUUAACAUCCACCACUACCUCAGCACAGUGGCUACACUAAGUCCUCCCCGGGCGGAAUCGGCCAGUGCACAGGCGGCAACGGCGGAUGGAGCUGCAGCUUCUUCCCCGGCGGACAGCAUGGAGGACGGGACCCCAGCGGCUAAUAGCCAGACAGGUGAGACCGUUAACGGCGCCACAGGCUUCUCCCCCCCUGACUCCACCACCCAGGAGGAGGCACUGGAGGAGGACGGCGAGCCUAAUGCCGCCGAACUGAGGAGAAGGCGUCUCCGCAAGCUGGAUACAACCGCGCCCUCCGAGCAAUGAUGGCCAGCUGUCAGCUGCCCAGACCCCCCACCCCCGCCAACCCUGCCGAAUGGACCCCCUGACUCGUACACCUGUCAACUCAACAGGGACCGGAUAGUACAAGAUGAAUGACAUCCCUCCCCUGCUCAACAGCAAGCUGACUGUCCCUCCCUCCCACACGUACACAGAACAUGGCAGACAUUUGGUAGCCACUGUCCAGUUGGGACAGUGACUGAUUCUCAAUGACAGCUUUGUGUCACUUGAAAUAAAUCACUGCUCUGAACUGAGCCCCCCACCCCCCCCCCCCCCCCACAGUAAAUACUUUCUCUCCUAACAGGCUGUGUGUACUUCUGCCCUCCUGCUCCCCCCAGUUGCACACUUUGAUCGCGAUGACCGGUCCAGGUUCAAAAAAAGAAUUUUUAUUUUUUUAAAUUCCUACGUGUGCCUGGUUUGCAUUUUGACAGGCAGUGAAGGACAGUGAUGUUUUUCUAUCCAGUUCUCCGGAUCGCUUGAUGUCUCUCAAUCUAUACAUUUGGUUUUUUUUUUAUAAACUUGGUCUGUUCCCUCUCCUUUUGCCAGUCGGUAGCCUGGAGACCAGCGGCAAAGAAUGUUUGGCUUAGCAAUGCAGGUCUCACCCCACAUACUCUGUCGCUGGACGCCGGUUGGUUACUUACUACUUUUCAUUUCUCUUCAGUGCUUGGAAGGAUGAUGCGCAAUGAGAACAGCGGAGGGCUAAUUUAAGUUGUACAUAGUGUAUAAAGAGUUUUAAUAGGAGGUUCUGUACAUAUACAAAAAUAAACCAUUCUGAGGAA
Brienomyrus brachyistius is the source of this 3089-nucleotide messenger RNA. RefSeq names its product synovial apoptosis inhibitor 1, synoviolin (gene syvn1). Gene Ontology annotation, cellular component: cytoplasm. Bases 466 to 2298 code for a protein of 610 amino acids. The transcript has 17 exons. The record is from RefSeq and is a predicted model, not a curated record. NCBI's taxonomy places the organism in Eukaryota, Metazoa, Chordata, Actinopteri, Osteoglossiformes, Mormyridae.